Molecule: messenger RNA, 1740 nt
Organism: Talaromyces proteolyticus
Lineage: Eukaryota; Fungi; Ascomycota; Eurotiomycetes; Eurotiales; Trichocomaceae
Product: alpha-methylacyl-CoA racemase
Exons: 2
Coding region: 1-1740 (579 amino acids)
Molecular function (GO): catalytic activity
Source: RefSeq, a predicted model, not a curated record
AUGGGAAGCAUCGAAUCUCCAGUUCCCCAAACGGUCUCUUCCUAUUCAGUUCUGUCCGAAUCUAAGCGGCUGUUGACGGAAGCUCUACUCAAAAAUCCCAAGAUCGCCAAGGACAUACCUCGAGAUGCCAUUGACUUUGCCCCUCGUGUGACAUUCACAGGCGCCGAAGUCCCGUCAGUUCCAGUCAACUGGCGCUUCGCAGAGUCUGUUGCGAGUCUAAAGGCAUUCGAAGCCUGCAUCGUCUCUGCCCUGCUUAAACGAAAAUACAAUGUCGAGCUUACUGGAGCCAGCAUCAACAUAGACCACGCACAGUUGUUCUUUAUGAGUGCUUUUAUCUGGCAGAUAAACCCAGGCACGGAAGAAACUAUCGCUAUGUCCAAGAACCUCAGUAAGAUGGACGAUUUCAUCCCAAACUAUGAUUUCCACAAGACGGGAUCAAGUCUAUAUCGGACUUGCGUGACAAAUCUCUACCAAACCAAAGACAGGCGAUUCUUCCAUCUACAUGGGAGCAUGAACCCCAAUCCAUCGCUUGAGAGUAUCGGUCUACCUGUGGAUCGCCCUGAACUGAAGAGCUGGGAAGACGCAAUACAACCAUUCAUUGAGAAACUGGCGACUAUCGACUCGGAGGAGAUGCAACACCUUGCGUCCGAUGUCUAUAAACAAGCCGGGGUCAUAGCCGAGACGGUAGACUCGUUUCGCGCCUCCGAGCAUGGGAAAGCAAAUGCUCACGUGGGUCUCUUUGAGAUCCAUUACGUGCCUAAUACCUCACACAAAGCCUCGUGGUGGACGCCCUCCGCCCAGACUUCCCCAGAAAGGCCCCUGGCGGGCCUCAAAGUGGUCGAUCUGACCCGCGUCAUUGCUGCCCCUGCUGCGACUAGGGGUCUUGCUGAGCUCGGUGCGAGCGUUAUGCGGGUCACAUCCCCAAAUCUUGUAGAUCGCAGUGCUCUCCAUAUUGACUUGAAUUGGGGGAAGUGGAACUGCAGUCUCGACCUCAAGACGGAUGAAGGAAAGGAGAAACUACGAAGCCUAAUCCGAGAGGCAGACGUUGUAAUCCAAGGCUACCGCCCCGAUGUGCUGGAUAAAUACGGGUUCGCCCAAGAUGCCAUCAUAGAGAUGGUAAGGGAUCGUGGGCGGGGCAUCAUCUCGGUACGAGAGAACUGCUAUGGAUGGCAUGGGCCUUGGAGCUAUCGGUCGGGUUGGCAGCAAAUAAGUGACGCUUGCGUUGGGAUCUCCGCCGGAUUCGGGAAGGCCAUGGGCCUGGCCAACGACGAACCAGUCACUCCUAUCUUUCCAAACAGCGAUUACAUGACCGGCAUCGCUGGGGCCACCGGUGUGUUGUGUGCGCUGAUGAGACAGGCUGAGCAAGGGGGAAGCUACAAAGUCGAUGUCGCAUUGAACUAUUACAACCAAUGGCUGGCCGAUUCGGUGGGAGAGUAUCCUGAAGAGGUGUGGCAAGAUCUGUGGAAGAGAAACGGAAAUCAGGUGUUCCGUUCUUACCAUAACAUGAAUUAUACGAUUCCGAGAUACAUCGAUAUGAUCACGAAGAACAGCAAAAUUAUCAACCCUUCGUUCUUUGAAGAUCGCGAAAGCAAGGCUAUCGGGAAAAUUGUACGCACACCCAAGCCCGUCAUCAAAUAUGACAAUGAUCAGGUGCAACUGAAGUACAAUAUAGGAACAAGAGGUAAUGGCAAAGACGCACCACGCUGGCCAGUCGAUUUGAUGACCGAGGUUGUGCAGUAG